Grus americana (Whooping crane) is the source of this 6176-nucleotide messenger RNA. RefSeq names its product histone H2B 5-like. The transcript is spliced from 2 exons. Bases 1281 to 1661 code for a protein of 126 amino acids. Gene Ontology annotation, cellular component: nucleosome. The record is from RefSeq and is a predicted model, not a curated record. NCBI's taxonomy places the organism in Eukaryota, Metazoa, Chordata, Aves, Gruiformes, Gruidae. Gene Ontology annotation, molecular function: structural constituent of chromatin; protein heterodimerization activity; DNA binding.
ACGCUCAGCGCAGGAUUGGCUGCUGUGGGUUGCUCAGAGCCACGUCCAGUUGGAUUUUGAGUAUCUCCAAGGAUGGAGACCCUGCGACCUCUCUGAGCAACCUGUGCCAGUGCUUGGUCAUCCCCACAGUAGAGAAGUCAUUCAUGAUGGCAACACUUCCAAACAAAACAACUAGUAAUUAUUAACCUCUUCAGAUUUUCUGUUUUGUUUUUUUUUUUUUAAAGGAAAAAGAAAAUGCAACUAUUUUCAUAAAAAGAAACCAUUUUUUUUAAAUGUGUUCCCUCAAGAAAUUCUCCACAUGGACACUUCGGGAAUAAUCCCACUGCUUCUGCCUUCAUACCAGAGCAGCACCUGCCUGUGAACUGCAUUGCACUGUUGACAGAAGGGUUGGUGAUACAGUCAACCAUUAUUAACAUUAUUUAUUUAGCACCUGGCAAACGCAAUCAGGCUCUUUGUGCUAGGCACUGCCCAAACAAACUGGAAGGAAGACAACCUGUUCCCAAAUAAGUUGUUAUUUACCUGUUAAACAGUAGGCUGCAAAGAAACGGGUGGAGGGAAGCAAGGACACCGAAGCUUUUUUGUUAAUUUCUGAACUUUAGCAUCAUUGCUUCCCUCAUCGCAGCCAUACAUGGGAGAAGAAUGAGAUCCCGGCCAUGCUACCCAACGGCGUUAGCCAGUCAAGUGGAUGGAGAUGUCCUGUAGGUGUGACCUUUUCUGGAGACAUAUGAAAUCACUCUGGUGCCUGCUGGGCACUGUAUUCGUUUUUUAAAAGCUGCAGUACAAGUGCACUUAACAAUUAAUACAUAUUUUAGAAGGACACAAUUUUUAAAAAGCCUAAGAAAUAGUCAUUUAGAUUUUCCAGUCGUGGUAUUUUUUAAUCAGGAAAUUAGCUCAAGAGAAAAAGAAGUAAGCACACAGUUAUUUCUUCUCUUGGAAAAAUGCCUUUCCAUUGAAAAGUCAUAUUUUCAAGUCUGCGAACAAGAGCAGUAGAGGAUUUAUUUUCCUGUAUUCCCUCCCAAGUAGAGGAAGAAAGGAAGAAAAAUUAUGGUUUCAUCAGAAGAAGAAAAUGUGCUUAAGGGGGCAGGUGUCAGACUUUUGAAGGGUGUCCAGGACUUUUGGGACAGUCCAGCACUUGCCCUUCCAAAUGUCUCCACUGAGAAGAACACCUGGGAAAAUUAAGAAAGGGGAUGAGGUGUCAGAGUCAAGCACAUAGCACGAGGAAAUCAUGUCUUUGGAGAUUUUAAAGGAAAGCUCCAAGACCCAGAGAAAUAGUUCUCAGGAUGCCAGAGCCAGCAAAGUCCACUUCUGCCCCCAAAAAGGGCUCCAAGAAAGCUGUGACAAAGACUCAGAAGAAGGGUGAUAAGAAGCGGCACAAGAGCAGGAAAGAGAGCUACUCCAUCUACGUCUACAAGGUGCUGAAGCAGGUUCACCCCGACACUGGCAUCUCCUCCAAGGCCAUGGGCAUCAUGAACUCCUUCGUCAACGACAUCUUUGAGCGCAUUGCUGGAGAAGCCUCCCGCCUGGCCCAUUACAACAAGCGUUCCACCAUCACUUCCCGGGAAAUUCAGACGGCUGUGCGCCUGCUGCUCCCAGGAGAACUGGCCAAGCAUGCUGUCUCGGAGGGCACCAAAGCCGUCACCAAGUACACGAGCUCCAAGUAGCUGGACACCACCUCUCCAAUGGGACCAUCAAGCACCGAACCCUCCGCACAAGCACAGGUAGGCAGCCACGGUCCGGAUAAACGUCACAGCUAUUAUCCACAGCAAUUUACAGCCUUGGGAUGGGCAUGAGAAGCUGUCUGGUGGAAGAGGAGACAGUGAUCUGGAUGUCAGCUGAUUUUCAUAGUCUGUUCGGGACGUGCGACAGGUUCUGCAGGGCUGGUGGAGGAGGCCUCUGCUUUCACAUCUCAUCCGAAGGACUGACCGACUGCAGUAUAUCCAAACUCUCCUCUGCGCUUGGCAAACAUGCAUGUUUGGCGCUGGCGGGGGAGUCUGGCAGCGGUGACACAGAGAUGCCAUCUCUGAAGUCUUCCUGUUUGGCUGCUUUCUCACAGUCAUCCAAGACGGGCAACGAGGAGUCAGCACUGGUAUCCUCUCCCUCGUAGCCCGUGUCCGUCCUGGUGUAUGGCGACACAGCCCACCCCGUGCCAGCAGAAGUGGCAUCGACAGCUACGAGGCAGGGGCUGUAGAAUAAAAUCCAUAUUGAUACAAUAACUGUCUGUGUGUGACAGCCUGUUUUAAAGAGCAAGCCUGGCAGGCAGAUGUCCGGGAUGAUACCAGGCGCUAUUCCUCCUCGUUGUUCCUGAUGGAUGAGCCAUCGAGCAGGCUGAGGGUGCCGGCGCUGGAGCUGCCCGCUGCCUCCCACCUCGUGCCAAGGCGGACGGAUGGACAAGGGGGGAUAUUGGGGCUGGGUCACUACCUUGCCCGGCUGCUGCUUUGCCUGCUUUAGGACUUGCUUUGGUGUUCAAGAUGUUGCUAAUUCUGCUGCUUUUCAGAGACUUUUCCUGCCUCAACGCUGCCUGGGCGCUCCCUUCCAUCGUAAGCGUGGGCGAGAUGGGGUGGUGCCCAUGGGGGUCCCUUCUCCUGCAAGCGCUGGGGUGGUGCAGGACAAACAGCACAAAGGUGUCGGGAGGGGACUGAGGAUUUGGGAAAGCAUCUGGCGUGGGAGCAGAGGUGGUUAAUGCAGUCUGGGGGAGAAGCAGGCUCCCCGCAGAGAUCGCUCCAGGCAGCUCACCUGGCCCUGCCUUCGCUGCUUUAUUCACCUGUUAGAAAGCAAAAGCAAGAACUGGGUCUGGGUGGAUCUGUAGGGACACUUGCCUUCAUCCCAGAGAUAUUUUAAAGAUUAAAUAAUUUUAAACUACUUCGGAUACUCCCCACGUCUUCUCAAAGUCCACAGUAAGGUGAGCAAUAAUAAAAUCCUGAUUAAAGCCAUAAAAAUUAGUGGAAGGAUGUCUUGGUUACAGGUUUAUCUUGCCCGAACUGCUGGAUAGCAGAAGAAGAGCAUGUGUAGAACUGGUGUGAAGUUGAAGCUUCCUACUCAAAACGCAAAAUUAGCCAGCAUUUUAAAAAAAAUCAAAAUCUCUGGUAGGCAGUAGUGCUCAGAUAAAAAAUAUUCAUGUCUUUAAAAUAACAGCUUAUUCUGUAAAUAAAAAGGGCAGUAAAGACAGGAUCCAGAGCUAAGUGCAGGUUCUCCGCAAACUCCAAGACCUUGUUUUUAAUGAAAAGGUAAAUUCAUACCCCAAAAUAGCAGCCUUGCAGUACACCUCUCGCUUUCCCCUAGGUUUAUCUCUAUCUUUUUUCUUUGCACUUUGAGAGUGUGGGGACCCUUGACAAAUUUAUGUUGCUUUUGGAGCUACAUGUAGGACUCUGCAGCUCCAGAAGAUCCAGUUAUUUCUUGGGGUUUUUAACAGCGUUGCAGUCAUUUUCCACUUGGUCUGAGGACUUAGACCUACUCAGCCAAGAGCAGCUCAGACACCCGAGGGCAGCGCGGGGUCCCUGUGCAAGAGCAAAGGACAAGCGACGGUUGCUUACAGGCUGCUCCCAUCCCCCUGCUGCAGCUUGGAAUUUGAACACCCCCCACCCAAAAAGGGGCUUUCCUACCCUAUUUUGCUCAGUGCUAGCACACUCCAGCCACAUUUCAUACCGCAAUGCCAGCAGGAAUCCCCAGAGAUACCUUUCAGAAGAUAUCCCCAGCUGUCAGCGCGCACAAGGAGCAGCUCCAGCAGCGGUACCUGUACUCAGUAGCAUUGGUAACCUGGACCCCUUGGCCAGGACACUUUGGAGGUGACAGCUUCACACUUCCUUUUGUUUUCCACUCAAAUAGUCAAAAUCAGCUACCAAAGAUGAAAAUGUACCUGCAGUGGGCCUAGAACCACCAUCCUUGGCCCUUCUCCUACCAGAAAUCAGACAGCGGAUGAUGCAGAAGGGGAAUGCAGGGAGUGAAGGGCUGGCCGGCAGUGCCAGCAUCAUUCCUGAAGGCAGGAAUUCAGGGUGGAAUAAAUCCGCUUCAGUUCAAGCAGUGUGUGCGAGCCAGGACACACACCUUCCAGGAUUACCCGGCACUGCCUCUAAAUCCUCACUCUUUUGAGCAGAGCAGAGUCCUACUCCAGUCUCUGCAGACUGCAAGAAGUCAGGAAAAUAAAAUGAGAUGGUCAUUUGGAUGGGUGUCCAGGGUCUCCUGGGCAGCUCGGGGAGCUGGGGACGAGGCUGGGUGCUUGGGCGAGAGCUGCUGGCCCCACGCACAUACAGUACUGGUCUCAUGUUCUUCUCUGGGAUGUGUCACUGUUGCCACUCUCCGUUUUUGGAGAUUGUUUCAGAGAGAGAGGAAACAGCGAUUUAAGGCUAUAAAAAUACUUGAAGGCCUGAAGAGGAUUUUUAUAUUGUCUAAAGCCGAGUGACUGAGUCUGGUCAUCUCCAUCCAUUUAUAGUUUAGGCUGUCGUUUCACACAUCAUUUGCUCUUCACUCUCCCGUUGUAUCACUUUUUUACUUGUCCCUGACAAUGUGGAGCACAGGAUUGAGAAACUGAUCCAGGUUAAAAUGAACCCUUUGGGUUUUUUUCUUCAAGCUUCAUUUUAACCCAGUUCUGGUGGCUGCUCCAAUCUGUCACUGUCGUACAGACACUGUCGAUGACACUGUCGGCCAAGGGAAGGGCCGAUCCAGAAAAGGCAGGACUGGCGUAAACUAGGACUGCCACAGAAAGCAGUUGGGAAAUUAAUGGCCUUGGUGUCAAAGGAGAAAUGAAGAAAUGAAACCUGUGUCUCCUGGAAUGGUCCAGUUAGCAGAAAAGAUGUGGUUUUUAAAUAUACCGCUAUGGGUGUUGCCCUUGCAGUGUCCCACAAGCAGUUUCUCUAACAGUCCUGACACUGGAUAUCAGACACAUCCCAUUUCUGCAGAUCCCGCAGGACAUCAAGCGUUACACGAGGGAAAGCGAGCACAUUGGGAAGGGGACUCUGUUCCCACGCAGCCACCCAGCUGUAGCAGUUGGAGGCUCCUUGUUCAGCAGACAAACAGCACGCAAGGCAGUCUGCCCUUCCCGCAGCUGCCUGCUGCUGUACAGGCAAUAGAAAAUGGUCUAAACGUUCAGGCAUCGAUUGUCCACUCAAUACAUCGAGGUGUGACAUGUAUCACAGUUCCCUGCUAAGGGGAUCUGCUGCAGAAAAGGGGUUCUACACUUCAGGACUUUUAAAAAAUACGUAUUUUCAGCUCUGUAAUUGAUAAAACAUUUUAAAAAUGAAGAUAAUAUACCGAGCCCCACUGUCCCUACCUGAUUCCUACUGCAAUCCCAGAAGUGCCUCUGGGACGUUCCUGUGUUUUGCCAAAAAAAAAUAAUCAACUGCAGAUUGAAAGUUGGAGAAGGAAGCUGAAAAAGAGUAAUACAGCCUUGAUAUUAACUUCAAAGUAACUCCAUGGAUGUCACUGUACUGAGUUAUUUGUUUUCAUGUACAAUUUAAGAGAUAAAAUUAGCAGCUAUAGAUCUACUCCUCAUUUUUCACCCUGCUUCCCUAGAAGGGCUUAAAGUCCGCUCGCCCCUCACAGCAGACCUCAACCUACAAAAGACCCGAGUGGCCACGUGCACGGAGGUUUGCUCCUGCUCGGGACAGACAGGUCUUUAGUCAAACACGGGGAAACCAAGAGUAAACACAAGUGUGCGGGAUGAGUGCCUGUCCUGGAUGCUGCUGCAUGUCCUAGGAGGGGAUGCCUGGACUGAGACCACUGAAGAGCCUUGCACAGAGGAGCCCCGUGGCUGCAUGCCCUUCCGCCCUGGCAACCGGCAACGGUGUGGAGGUAGCUCCAGGUCCCGGUCACCCCUGGAGCCAAGCUUGCCAUGGCCUCUGCACAGCCCUGAGCAUUUGUCCCAUCAUAGCAUUUCCUGACAGUUUACAUCCAGACCAAGUUGUUUACAGGGAAAGGAAGACUGUGAACUAAACCAUAAAAAUCACUUGCUGCCAGAAUUUUGGGAGUUCCCCGGGAGCAGCACCUGGGGAGCAAUCUCGUGCUUACUCUCCAUGCAUGGUGUCUUGUAGGCUUAUGUACACAGAGUUUUUUUCUGACAAUAAGUGUUACAUUAAGUAUGAUCUAUGUUAUAUUACUGCUGUUUUAUGACCUAUCUUACAGCUAAUUACUUGUUUUCUGUUAAAUGUAUAAAUAAAAUGUAAAUGCAGACCUGUUGAAAGUCA